CAAGGGAGUGUGAAAGAAAGAGGCUGGAUGGACCUUCUGACAAGGGUGUUUAGUUAUGAAAACAAAAGUAUUGUAACAGAUGGCACCCUGGAAACCUCAUAACAGCGGAUUGGAACGAGCCGGCGCUGCUUAUCGGGAGUCGACGGAUGACUUUACACACACACACACAUACACACACUCUGGGCGCUGCUGGGGGGAUAUAUAAGAUCUCACUAGGAGGGUCAAACACCCAUUGGAUUGCUGCUUUGGAGUCUAGAUCUUACAACAAAUACCAGUCGUUCGAGUGCCAGCUUUUUGGGUUGAAGUUUGUUUUUCUGCCAAGCUUGUGCUGAAAUUUCUUCAAAGACCUACUGGGGAAGUUCUUCAGGUGGGAAAAAUAAACCAGCUUCCAGGACAAGGUGGAUGCAAACCUGUGGAGAUCAAGAACAAAUUCUGGCAAGAUCUGAUACGUUUUGAACUUGCAAGGACUGCAAGGACUACGAACUGUGUUUGAGUAAAAAACUGGUCAAGCUCUAAUACGUUUGAACUUCUGCAAGGAGUACAAACCAUUGUCUUCCAAAAAUUUUUUGCAGUUUCUAAUGCGUUUGAGCUUUUGCAAGGAGUAACAUCCAUUUUGGCCAGAAAUUUUGGCAAGAGCUGAUAUAUCUGAACUUUUCUUGCAAGGACUACAAGCUGUCUUUGAACAGAAAAUUUGUCAAGAUUUAUUACGUUUGAACUGCAAGGACUACAAACAUUUUUUUUUUCAAGAAUUGUUGCCGUUUUCUACUACGUUUGUACUACAAAGGACUGCAAAGUAUUUUUUUCCCAGAUAUUUCAGCAAGUUCUAAUACAUUUUACCUUCUCCUGCAAGGACUAACAUCCAUUUUGACAAAAAAUUUUGGCAAGAUCUAACACAUUUGAACUUGCAGGGACUACAAACUGUCUUUGACCAGAAAAAUGGUCAAGUUUUAAUACGUUUGAGCUUCUGCAGGAACAACAAACCAAUAUCUUCCAGCAAUUUUGACUGUUUCUAAUACAUUUGAACAUUUUCAAGGACUAACAUCCAUUUUUGACCAGAAAAAUUGUCAAGUUUUAAUACGUUUGAAGUGCAAGGACUUCAAACCAUUUUUGACAUUUUGCCAAGACUUAAUACACCUAAACAAUAUUUUGUCAAGUGCUAAUACACCUGAACUUCUGCAAAGUCUAACUCCCAUUUUUUAACAGAAAUUCUGAAAAUUUAUAAUACAUUUCAACUUCUGCAGGGACUACAAACCAUUUUCUUCCAGAAUUUUUGCCAGUUUUUAAUCUAAUACGUUUGAAUUGCAAGGACUAACAUUCAUUUUUGGCCAGAAAUUUUGGCAAGAUCUAAUACAUUUAAACUUUUCUUGCACAGACUAUAAACUGUUUUUGACCAGAAAAUUUCUAACACGUUUGUACCUCUACAAGGACCACAAAUCAUAUUUUUCCCAGAAAUUUCAUUAAGUUAUAAUAUGUUUGAACAACUUCUGCAAUGACUACAAACCAUUUUUGAUAUUUCGCCAAGAUCUAAUACACCUUAGCAAUAUUUUGGCAAGUUCUAAUACAUUAGAACUUUUUUUUGCAGGGACUACAAAUCAUUUCUGAGCAGAAGAUUUGUCAAGUUUUAAUACGUUUGAACUUCUGCAAGGACUACGAACCAUUUUCUUCCAGAAAUUUUGCCAGUUUCUACUACGUAUGAGCUUUUGCAAGGACUGACAUUCAUUUUUGACCUGAUAUUCUAACAAGAUCUAAAAAGUUUGAACUUCUGCAAGAACAACACACCAUUUUUUAACAGAAAUUUUGGAAGUCUAACAGAAGUUCUAAUAGGGUUGCACUUCUGCAAGGACUACAAACCAUUUUUGACAUUUCGCCAAUAUCUACUACAUUUGAACUUCUCCUGUUAGGACCACAAAACAUUUUUUCCCAGGACUUUCAGCAAGUUCUAAUACAUUUAUUUUUCUCCUGCAAGGACUGACAUCCAUUUUUGACCAGAAAUUCUGACAAGAUCUAAUACGUUUGAACUUCUGCAAGGACUUCAAACCAUUUUUGACAUUUAGCCAAGAUCUAACACAACUGAACUCCUCCAAGGACUACAAACGAUAUCUGACCAGAAAUUUAAGCAAGAUCUAAUACAUUUGAUCUUCUGCAAGGACUAACAUUCAUUUUUGAUAAUACAUCUGAUCUCCUCCCCCAAAGAAUUACAACCUGUUUUCAACCAGAAAUGGAAACCGCGAAACCCAUGGCAAUGUUUUACGACAACGUAUCGAUUCUAGAUCUAAACAGCGCUGCGAUAAACAACGUCUACAUUCACGAGGACUUCGAUGCGUUCAGCAUCACCAUGGCCAUCUUGUACCUGGCGGUGUGCAUUGUGGGAUUGACCGGAAACUCGCUGGUCAUCGUCACCAUUCUAAAACUGGACAAAAUGUCUUCGGCGACCACCGUCUACAUUUUCAACUUGGCUUUGGCGGACGGACUCUUCAUGGUAGGACUCCCGUUCAUUGCUAUCCAAAACUUCCAGGACCAGUGGAUUUUCGGAGACGCCGUUUGCAAGCUGGUUAUGGUUCUGGACGGCAUCAAUCAAUUCACGAGUGUGUUCUGCUUAACCGUGAUGAGUGUUGAUCGCUACAUGGCUCUGGUAGAUCCACUGCGCUUCACUCAGUGGCGGACGCCACGACGUGCGAAAAUCAUCGCUGCACUAAUGUGGUUCAUCUCUUUGUUUCCAGUGAUACCAAUGGCUAUUCAUUUUUCUGCCAACUACGGUUUGUGCACUGUUGACCCUCAUGUUGCGUCUGACACUUGGUGGUUGGCCUUUCUUAGCUACACCUUCGUACUGGGCUUCGCCUUGCCAUUCACCAUAAUGAUUGUGUUUUACACAGCACUUCUAGUGACUCUGAGAAACGCCAGACAGCAAACGUCAUCUUCAGUAGAAAGUCAAAGGUUUGAGAAACAGGUUACUAAGAUGGUAGUGGCGGUUGUUUUGGUCUUUGGCAUCUGCUGGCUGCCGUUCUACGUCUUCAACUUUUGUUCUCUGCACCAAAUAAAUGUUGUGCUCGAUUUUACACGUGGCUUUGAGUUUGUUGUGCUCCUGUCGUACUCGUGGAGCUGCGCCAAUCCAAUAUUAUACGCGUGCCUGUCGGAAACCUUUCGAAGGCAUUUCCACGCCCUCCUCUGCCCUCACAAGAGCUCACAGACACAUUGCGACAGAGACACCGAGGGGUUCGUUCUGCACGACACCAACGUGCAAAGCGUGCUUGCUUAGUACGUCUUUGUUUUAGAUAUUUAGAAGGGUUUGUGUCGUAAUGCAUUCCCACUUUGUAAACAGACAAUUUUUCUUUGACACAUUUUUCUAGUACACUUCAAAGUAUGAGUCUCUGAGAUUGUGUUUGUGUCUGUGCAAUUGAGAAAAAGACAUGAGCAGACUGGGGCGUGAUAAGUGGCGGGUGGAAGUCGAUAACUCACCCUGUUCUGCGGCAAAGCUUUUUCAACACAAAAGCAAAGUUCCACGCAAAGGAAGGGCCGUGCUGUAAGGAUGAUUAUGCAAUUUCUGCCCUCCUGUACAAGUGCUGUCAGACUGAUUGUGGACUUCGGAUGAUGUCAUGGUUGUCAUGGCAUCCAGCUUGGACCAAAUAUUUGAGGAUUUUUGUGCGACUGUUGCCGAAUGACACAUGAGAAAAGAAUGUGGUUGAGAAUUUUUGAAAACAGUUGAUAAAUUAGAUGUUAAUGGCCAACACUGGUUUGUGUAUAUAUAUGUAUGAAGAGUUUAUUUGCAAAAACAGAUAACUGUUUUUUUUUUUUUAAUAAUUAAAAAAAUCAUGUUUUUUAUAGUGUUAACAUGUUGUUGUUGUUUUUUAACCUAAUCAAAAUAACCCAGCUGCAGUUUGACUGAGAUUAACUGGAAUGCACAAUUAAAAAACAUAAUUUUCAUAAUCUGUUUUUGCAAAUCAACUCUUCAUAUCUAUAUAGUAAUUAAUAACACAUGAUAUUUUAAAUAUAUGGCAAUAUAUAUAAUCUACACAGGGUAAUAUAUAUGUUAUUAUUUCAUUUUUGUAUAUAUAUAUAUAUAUUACUAUCUUUUUUGGAUUUAUUUUUUUAUUUUUUUGCUUUGAAGUAAUUAUGCUUUGUAACUUUUUGAUAAUAUAUUCUGAACUUAUGAUUAGAAGUGAACAAUUUACCCUUGUUUUCAGUGUAUCACAGCAUUUGCCACUAUUUUAUGCUUCUGCUUUGAUGUUAAUAUUUCACUUUAUUGCAUGUAUAGAAUAUUUGCACAUAAUCAUCCAAAACAUAUAUUUGGGGGGGAGUUCGUGCGUGACCCUGGACCACAAAACCAGUCUUAAGUAGCAUGGGUAUAUUUGUAGCAAUAGCCAAAAAUACAUUGUAUGGGUCACAAUUAUUGAUUUUUCUUUUAUGCCAAAAAUCAUUAGGAUAUUAAGUAAAAUUCAUGUUCCAUGAAGAUAUUUUGUAAAUUUCCUACCAUAAAUAUAUCAAAGCCAUAUUUUUGAUUAGUAAUAUGCAUUGCUAAGAACUUCAUUUGGACAACUUUAAAGGUGAUAUUCUCAAUAUUUUGAUUUUUUUGCACCCUUAGAUUCAAGAUUUUUAAAUAGUUGUUAGGAUAUUGUUCUAUACAUCAAUGGAAAGUGCAUCAGCUUUCAGAUGAUGCAUAAAUCUCAGUUUCAAAAAACUGACCCUUAUGACUGGUUUUGUGGUCCAGGAUCACAAAUUGCUUUCUACAUAUGUAAUUUAUCAUUGUUCAUAAACAUUAAA
Labeo rohita (rohu) is the source of this 4758-nucleotide messenger RNA. RefSeq names its product somatostatin receptor type 2. The record is from RefSeq and is a predicted model, not a curated record. The transcript has a single exon. NCBI's taxonomy places the organism in Eukaryota, Metazoa, Chordata, Actinopteri, Cypriniformes, Cyprinidae. Gene Ontology annotation, cellular component: membrane; neuron projection. Gene Ontology annotation, biological process: neuropeptide signaling pathway; cellular response to glucocorticoid stimulus; regulation of insulin secretion. Bases 2219 to 3256 code for a protein of 345 amino acids. Gene Ontology annotation, molecular function: somatostatin receptor activity; neuropeptide binding.